Aspergillus oryzae RIB40 is the source of this 735-nucleotide messenger RNA. Its product is annotated as tRNA (carboxymethyluridine(34)-5-O)-methyltransferase. Gene Ontology annotation, biological process: tRNA wobble uridine modification. NCBI's taxonomy places the organism in Eukaryota, Fungi, Ascomycota, Eurotiomycetes, Eurotiales, Aspergillaceae. Gene Ontology annotation, molecular function: tRNA binding; S-adenosylmethionine-dependent methyltransferase activity. The transcript is spliced from 3 exons. Bases 1 to 735 code for a protein of 244 amino acids. The record is from RefSeq and is a predicted model, not a curated record. Gene Ontology annotation, cellular component: nucleus; cytoplasm.
AUGGCAUCAUCAUCAUCAUCAUCAGACCAACAGUCCUUUGUAACUGAAAAGCCGCAAGAGGAAGCGUACGAAGAAAAGCAUGUCCAUGAGGUGUACCAACAGAUCGCAAGUCAUUUUUCCUCCACUCGCUACAAGGCGUGGCCAGUUGUGAAACGGUUUCUUACAGAGUUAACACCCGGAGCUAUCGGACUAGAUGUGGGAUGUGGCAAUGGAAAAUGUCUACCUGUAAACCAGAAUGUCUUUAUCGUGGCUUCAGACAGAUCCGAGAAUCUUGCCCGAAUUGCCGCGAAUCACCAACCACACUCGGUCAUUGUGGCAGAUAUCCUAAACCUACCACACCCGGAUUCCUUUUUCGACUUUGCAAUAUCGAUAGCUGUGAUACACCACCUCUCAACCCCAGAUCGAAGGAUCCAAGCUAUCCGUGAGAUUCUGCGCGCUUUGAAGCCUGCCACGGUAGAGGCUCCUGGAGGGAAGGUCCUGCUAUAUGUAUGGGCACUCGAGCAGAAGACUAGCCGCAGAGGCUGGGAUAAAGGUGACCAGCAGGACGUUAUGGUUCCAUGGGUUAUGACAAGCAACCCCCCAAAAAACGCUCCAAGUGAUCAACCAAAAGUUUUCCACCGAUAUUACCACCUUUAUGAGGCCAAUGAGUUAGAGCGUGACAUAACCAAAGCGGGUGGCCGUGUCCUGGAAUCUGGAUAUGAAAAAGACAAUUGGUGGGCAAUUGCAACACGAUGA